CCCAAGAGGUCCACGUCACCUUCAUAUUUGCCCUUUUACAUAUCUCUCCUCAUGUUUUCUAUCCCAUCGGCCAAUGAUUCCAAAGCGGAAACUGAUCCUCUUCCUCUUCUCCGCCACAACGCGCCGCAUCCCGUGUCUAAUUCUAUUUCCUCUCAUGGUCAACCAUUUCCUCAUAACUCUCGUGUGUUCUUCAACGGCCUCAAAUCCGCAAAGUUCUCUGGCGGCAGUGUUAUUUCAUACCAUCAAUGGUUCAAUCCAACCCACAUCCCGCCAGAGUGGGUCUACCAGUGUUUCAUGUUCCACAAGAUGUUCAACGACACCGAGGCUCGGUAAUUCCUGAAAAAUCGGCUUUGUAAAGAGUGCGUGAGACAUACUUCCGGUGAUGGGCAUAUUCGCAUGCAGCCGUUGACUCCAGCCGCCUAGG
Messenger RNA from Linum tenue, 424 nucleotides. The record is from the annotation of a GenBank genome assembly. NCBI's taxonomy places the organism in Eukaryota, Viridiplantae, Streptophyta, Magnoliopsida, Malpighiales, Linaceae.